Messenger RNA from Puntigrus tetrazona (Sumatra barb), 1445 nucleotides. It is a transcript of the gene mrps27, whose product is annotated as mitochondrial ribosomal protein S27. Gene Ontology annotation, molecular function: protein binding. NCBI's taxonomy places the organism in Eukaryota, Metazoa, Chordata, Actinopteri, Cypriniformes, Cyprinidae. Gene Ontology annotation, cellular component: mitochondrion. The record is from RefSeq and is a predicted model, not a curated record. The coding region runs from base 54 to 1289 and encodes 411 amino acids. The transcript is spliced from 11 exons.
GAUUCUUCGUGAACCUCCCCCCCUCCUCCCGCGCCGGAUGGUUCAGUCUCAAGAUGGCCGCCUCCAUCCUGCGGCGCUGUCUGUCUCCCGUUCAAACCUUCAACAAACGCGUUAAUUACAGAGCCGUCGCCAGGAGAUGUCUGCUGUCUUCGGCGUACACAGACCCUGCUGUUUGGGAGCAGAGACCCAAAGAUGCACAGGACCUAAGUCAGCUGGCGUCUCUGAUGGACAGAACGUAUGAGAGGAAGUUUCCCGUCAGCUCUUUGGUCAUUUCCAGGGUCAGAGAGGAUUUUACAUGGCGUUUUAAACAUAUAGUGCACUGCAUUCACACGGAGGACUCUGCUGCUCGUUUCAUAGAUAAUUUAUCAUCAAAAGAGGAGGUGGAUCAAGCCCAAUAUUACCUGUAUAAGUUUCGUCACAGUCCAAACUGCUGGUAUCUUCGGGACUGGACCGUUCACAGCUGGAUCCGACAUUGUCUUAAAUACAGCGCCAGAGAUAAAGCCCUCUACACGCUGAAGAACAAGGUUCAGUUCGGCAUGUUUCCCGAUGACUUCACCUUCAAUCUUCUGAUCGACUCCUUCAUAAAAGACCAGGACUUUAAAGGAGCCUGUUCGGUGGUGGAGGAAGUGAUGCUUCAGGAGUCGUUUGAGCGAAUCUCCACGCAGAUCCUGUCGCUUCACGCCCUCAGCAGGUACCUGGCGACCGAGCCCCACCUCGGGUGGGAGGAGGAGAGGAACCUGGGAGCGUGUCUGAUGCUGGCCGGACUCAAGCAGGAGAACUCCGUCGGCUUCAGCGCUCGUCUGCUGGGAUUGGCUCUCAUCGGUAAAGUGGAGCUGUCCCGAGGGAUUCACGCCGUGUUUCACAAGAUGCCCCUGAUCUGGACCUCGGGUUAUCUCGGGCGAGCCCUGGCCGUCAUGAGCGCCGCGUGCGACUUCAGAGACGUCAAGAUAUCUGAGGAAGUCCUGGCCCGCGUGGAGAAGAUCUUGCAGGAUCUCUCAGAGAACGUCUCCGACUCGCCGCCGGAGGAAGACGACGCGCUGGAGGCACGCAAGCUACCGGAGUACGUCAGCCGCUUCGAGGAGCUGAAGGAGCGCCUGGUGUCUCGGGACCGGACCGACUCGAGGAGUCUGGAGUCCCUGGCGUCGUCUCUGACGGGGAAGGCGCUGGCGGCGUGUGAAGACGCAGACCUGGCCGAGUACCAGCGGACGCUGAAGGACUGGGAGUCCGAGCGGCAGCAGCUCAUUCUCAGGGAAAGAGAGACGAGGGAGAAGAACCAGAAGAGCGUCUGAGCAGACCGCGUCCUGCAGACAGAGCAUUGUUUGUCGUGUUUAUUGUCUUUGGUUGGGUCGGUCGAGAUAGAGGUUUGUGUGUUAAUAUUAUUGGGAUUCUUUUUCAACGCCCUGUAAGUCCGAGCGGUAUAAAUAAACAAUGAAAAUACUCUUUUA